Messenger RNA from Saprolegnia parasitica CBS 223.65, 279 nucleotides. RefSeq lists its product as hypothetical. The transcript has 2 exons. The record is from RefSeq and is a predicted model, not a curated record. Bases 1 to 279 code for a protein of 92 amino acids. Lineage: Eukaryota; Oomycota; Saprolegniomycetes; Saprolegniales; Saprolegniaceae.
AUGGCCCCGACGCCCCGCAGUCCGACCGCGCAUUUUCAGCGCUUCACGCCGUACAGCCCGAAGCGCCCGUCGCUCGUCGAGCACGAGCUCUACGUCGAGGCGCACAGCCGCGGCAGCGACAGCAUUGCGACCGACCCCGUCACGUUUGACGAGCAGUUUCACCUGCAGCUGCGCCUCGACGACGACGACGCGACGUACUAUGAGCCGUUGACGCCGCGCGUCUCGGACGAGUGGAACCGCGACGAAGUCGACAUGUUUCUCAACCUGCCGUCUCUGUAA